CACUGUCUCGCUUUGUGAAACACUACGGGCACAAGACGGUUGCUGAGUGAGAGAGAAGUGUGAACGAGUUCAGAAACAAUCCCAUCGAUAAGAGGCAGACGACGGAUGCUUCCGACACGGGCCUAGGAGCCGUGCUGAGCCAAAGCGUCCAUGGUCUGAACACCCUGUCAUGUUCCUGAGCUGGAAACUGCUGGAUCAGGAGACCAGAGAAAAAGCAAAAGCUGCUGUUUACUGUAACAUCUCAAUGGUUGUGAAACGGGACACCUGUGAUGUGGACGCAGAUAUCAUGGAGAAAACUGUAAAUAUUAAGGAGGAGGACUUUGAGUGGGAGUCCAUCUACCUUAAACAGGAAAGUCUGAGUAUCAAGGAGGAGGACAGUGAACUGAAGCCAGUGAGCAUUAAAGAAGAACCUGAAGAGAAGUCUGUCAGCAUUGAGACACAUAACCAUACAAAUAUGGACAGUGAAAAAGAAGACAACCUUCAAGAUGGAGUGGUCACCAGGUUAGACUCUUCUCAUAGCAAACACUGUUCAUCUCCAGAGCCUUCUAUUAAUAUGAAAUCUGAAUCAUUAGAGUCUGAACCAAAGAGGACUGUGGAAACUACAUCUGUUAGAGCUCAGAAAAAUAAGCGAUCACCUUCAAAGAAGUCUGGAAAAAGAAAGGAAGAUCACUGCAGUGUGGAAUGUGGCAGAGAAUUCUGUAACAGGAGUGCUCUUCAGAAACACAUGAGAGUUCACACGGAAGAGAAGACCUAUUGCUGUAAUGAAUGUGGUAAACAGUUUUCACGAAAAGGCCAUCUACAGAAACAUACGAGAGUUCACACCGGAGAGAAGGCAUAUUGCUGUAAUGAAUGUGGUAAACAGUUUUCACAUAUAAGCAGUCUGAAGCACCACACAAGAAAACACGCGAGAGUUCACACUGGAGAGAAGCCAUAUUGCUGUAAUGAAUGUAGUAAACAGUUUUCAGUGAUGGGCAGUCUUCAAAGACACACGAGAGUUCACAACAAAAUAAAAACAGUAGCAGUUCCAAAAUCAGUCCAGAAAAACAAGAACCUUUCAGGACUCGAGAGUGAGGUUCAGUCCUCUCCUGAAAAGUAA
Molecule: messenger RNA, 1096 nt
Organism: Polypterus senegalus (gray bichir)
Lineage: Eukaryota; Metazoa; Chordata; Cladistia; Polypteriformes; Polypteridae
Product: zinc finger protein 181-like
Exons: 5
Coding region: 170-1096 (308 amino acids)
Cellular component (GO): nucleus
Source: RefSeq, a predicted model, not a curated record